ACAACUUAUAACAUAUUCUAAUUAGAGUCUACCAUGAAAGGUUAAAAUUUGAUGGGGUUAAAUCCUGUCUCCUCUUGUGCUAUUAUUGAUGAAAGGUAUCGCACGAUAUUGAAAACUUGUCCUGAAGGAAACGUAUUGAAGAGGAAGAUGGGUUGAAGUUGGAGCCUUGUGGCUGCAUUAUCUCUUCGUCUGAUCCUAAGGCCAUGAACUUCUCUACUUUGAUUGAUGACUCUGAAAACAAUGUAACUCAUAGUAGCUGCAAUGAUACUCUGAUCCUUUCUUCUGCAGGAAUAUACUAUCAGAUGUCUUUGUUAUCUUUACUUUUUGCUGUCACUCUCUUUUUGGUCCCACAGUAAUAGUGAACUUUCAGCUUAUGAUCUCAUUUUUACUACUCUACUCUAGCCCCUACCCACUAUACCAGUCGUAGGGGAUUUUAUAUAUGUCUACUACAUGAACUCAAAUUCAUCUUUCGUGUUUGAAAAAGAUAUCUCACCAUUUUAGUGCCAUGUUUUGGGUAAUAACAAGGCCUAAUCCAGUAUUUGUAGCAGGCGGGUUUUUCUAUAAAGAUGCCAAUGUGAUGUGAAUAAUUCACCCAUAACAUUAGCGUGUGGAUAAUAUCCACAGUUUCAAACCACACAAUUUGUCGCCUACUAGCCCCACCUUUGAAUAUUGUUUCUUGGAUUUUGACUCCGUGUCAAGAUCAUGUACUGUUCAGAAAGCAGUUCUGUAUAGUAUUGCAUCUACUUAUUCUUCCAAAGGAUUCAAGAUGACUUAUUCUGUUUCAUUUUCUACUCUGGAGGUCUGAACAUGAAGAUCCCUUCAUUUUUACUCGUGUUAACUUCUUUUCAUGAAAGUUUGUACAUACAUAUGUAUCAUUAUUCCAACUGCGUAUUUUUGAAGACAAAAUGUAUAAUUUGUAUGUACAGGGUUUCGACAAAUAGCAUGAGUAUACUGAUAAAAACUCAAUCCGUGGAUUGUCACGGGCUUUGAUUAACAAGAGCUAAAAAUAAUAACACUGAUAUGAGUUGACAUUGACAUUAUUUAAACCAAUUGGAUAAAAGCAAACAACAUAGCAGGCCAUGGAAAUUUAUGUUCUUUACUCAGCCGGCAAACUCUUUAUGUCAGCUAGUUAUUCAUUCUCGUAUGUAGCUACUCUCUCACGUAACCCACUCUUACACUUCAACUUUGUUAACCAGAUGUUCCUAGUAUUUUUUUUUUAUGUCAUUCUGUUCUUUUUUGUUUUGUCUGCUUUCUUUUAGUGAAUGAUUCUAUAUCAGUGUUCAAGUUCACUCGGCCCUGCUGGACCCCUCCAGAAAAAGAGUCCACUCUGCCACUUCCAAAUUCCAUAAUUAAACUAUGGCCGGCCACAACAUAUGCAUGGUUGCUACGUUUCUCCACUCUUUUGUCUUAAACUAUCAUUAGUCAUUCUCCAAUGGCAAUAAACUCAAACUAGUUCUUCACCAAUUACAGAUCACCUUGCUUUUAGUUCUACAAUUCAAAAGCUUAAGCCAUGUUCUACCACCUCAAAACAGUAUGCCUCGUAUGUUUCCUUUUACUAUCCUUUGAAGUUUCACUGUGGUCAUGUGCUUCACUCCCAAACUUGGCUUCCUGUUUGCUUAAUCACAACAUCAAAAACUUUACCACGCUCCCUUAUAAAGAACACGACCAAUCCUCUUCCUAUAAUUACUUCAAAAUUCUUAAUUUUUCCAUCCAAAACCUUCGGUUCGCAGAACCCGUGAUUCCUAAGCCAAUGGCCAUUGUAUUGCCGGAGAGUUUGGAGCAGCUGCAGAAAAGUGUAGGAUGCAGUAGAGAGAGUUCUAUGGAAAUCAGAGUAAGAUGUGGCGGACACAGCUAUGAAGGGACUUCGUAUGUGGCUGAUGAAGGCACUCCUUUUGUGAUCAUUGACAUGAUGAAUUUGAACCAUGUUUGGGUGGACAUGGAGACAGAAACAGCAUGGGUUGAAGGUGGUGCAACGUUGGGAGAGACUUAUUAUGCAAUAUCUGAAGCAAGCAACGAGCAUGGAUUCUCAGCUGGGUCAUGUCCAACUGUUGGCGUCGGAGGACACAUUGGAGGUGGUGGUUUUGGGAUGCUGUCUAGAAAAUAUGGACUUGCAGCGGACAACGUGGUGGAUGCCCUACUUGUUGAUGCUGAUCAAAAUUUGUUGGACCGUGAAACCAUGGGAGAAGAUGUGUUCUGGGCUAUUAGAGGAGGAGGAGGUGGUCUUUGGGGGAUCAUCUAUGCCUGGAAAAUCCAGUUGCUGAAAGUGCCAAAGGUUGUAACCAGUUUCACCGUAUCAAGAACAGGCACAAAAAGUGAUGUUGCCAAUCUGGUGCACAAAUGGCAAUAUGUGGCACCAAACUUGGAAGAUGACUACUAUCUGUCAUGCUUUGUUGGAGCUGGUUUGCCGCAAGCUAAAACCAAAGGGUUAUCAGUAACACUCAAUGGUUUCUAUCUUGGUCCUAGAAGCAGUGCUGUAUCCAUUCUAAAGGAGACUUUUCCGGAGUUGGGUGUUACAGAAGAAGAAUGCAUAGAAAUGAGUUGGAUUGAGUCUAUUGUUUUCUUCUCUGGCCUAAGUGAUGGAGCUUCGGUGUCUGACUUGAAGAACAGGUAUCUGCAAGAAAAAGAAUAUUUCAAGGCGAAAUCAGAUUAUGUAAGAAAGCACGUUCCUCUUGUAGGGAUAGAAACUGCACUAGACAUCCUUGAAAAGGAGGCAAAGGGAUAUGUUAUUCUGGAUGCUUAUGGUGGAAAGAUGCAUAAUAUAAGCAAUGAUGCAAUUGCUUUUCCCCACAGAAGAGGAAACCUGUUUACAAUACAGUACCUGAUAUAUUGGAAAGAAGGUGAGAAUGAGAAAAGCAGAGAUUAUGUAGAUUGGAUAAGAGGAUUCUAUGAUGCUAUGACUCCCUUUGUUUCAUGGGGUCCAAGAGCUGCAUAUAUUAAUUACAUGGACUUUGACCUUGGAGUGAGGAAGAUGAUAAAUGUGAAAGAUGGUGUGGAAAAUGCAAGAGAUUGGGGUGAAAAGUACUUCUUGAGUAACUACGACAGAUUGGUGAGAGCCAAGACCAUGAUUGAUCCUAACAACGUUUUCACCAAUGAACAGGGCAUUCCUCCUAUGUCGUCAAAGCACGCAGCAAACAAAUGAUGCCAUAUUUGUAAAUCAUGUCACUCUCAUCUAUAGUGUGCUUCAGAAUCGAUGCUGGUAACCAAUUUAUGUAGUCUGUUAAAAGUUUAAUUCAAGAGUAAUGUUAAA
This is a messenger RNA of Vigna radiata var. radiata (mung bean), 3247 nucleotides long. RefSeq names its product reticuline oxidase-like. NCBI's taxonomy places the organism in Eukaryota, Viridiplantae, Streptophyta, Magnoliopsida, Fabales, Fabaceae. Bases 1511 to 3139 code for a protein of 542 amino acids. The transcript has a single exon. The record is from RefSeq and is a predicted model, not a curated record. Gene Ontology annotation, molecular function: FAD binding; oxidoreductase activity.